Molecule: messenger RNA, 2671 nt
Organism: Carya illinoinensis
Lineage: Eukaryota; Viridiplantae; Streptophyta; Magnoliopsida; Fagales; Juglandaceae
Product: filament-like plant protein
Exons: 5
Coding region: 485-2473 (662 amino acids)
Source: RefSeq, a predicted model, not a curated record
UUAUGUCCGACAGUCCGAGUGUUCUCCAAAUUUCCUGCUCCUUCAUUUCAUACGUGGCCUCUGACAUGACAUUCCUCAUCUCUGCACGUUCUUCUUGUUCUCUGCAUUCCAACUCUUUUUUUUUUUUUAAUAUUUCUUUUGCCAUCCCCUCUGAUCUCAAGGCCUGAUUUUUGUGGAGGAAUUUUUUUUUUUUGUCGUUUGGUUCUGAUGGGAGUCUAUUUUUGAGCAAUAUUGAAGUGGGUAGUUGCUGUUUCUCAGUUUUCUUUCGGAUAUUUUGAUAUUGGUGUUGUCUAUUUUAUAGUCCCCUGUGGUCCUUCCCCACUUUUUCUCUCUGUCACGCUCGCAAAGAAGCUCGCACGCACACAUCGUAUGGAGUAAAAUUUAGAGAACUCGGUGGGUGCCUAUUGACGGUCUGUUAGAAUAUUGUGUUUCAAAUGAAGACUUUGUGACAGGCUGCUGAGUUGCUGCUUUGCUGGGACUCAAAAUGGACCGGCGGAGCUGGCUAUGGCGAAGAAAGUCUUCAGAGAAGAGUUCCGGAGAGAUUGAGAGCUCAGGAUCGAUAUCUUCUCAUUCUGAAAGAUUCUCUGAUGAGCAGGCAUAUCCAACCCAAAGUACUCAAUCGCCUGAAGUCACUUCUAUAGCUGCAAGCAAUGAUGAAGAAGUUAAUGAUAGCCUGAAGACCUUAACGGAAAAAUUAUCUGCUGCUCUUCUAAACAUUAGCGCCAAAGAAGACUUGGUAAAGCAGCAUGCCAAAGUUGCAGAAGAAGCUGUCUCAGGCUGGGAGAAGUCUGAAAAUGAAUUACUGGCUUUAAAGCAGCAACUUGAGGCUGCCAAGAAGAAGAACUUAGGACUUGAAGAUCGUGCAUAUCACCUUGACGGAGCACUGAAGGAAUGUGUGAGGCAGCUUAGACAGGCCAGAGAGGAACAAGAGCUGAAUAUCACUGAAAUUGUUGGAAAGAAAACUCGUGAAUGGGAAUCUACAAAGUCUGAGCUUGAGAGGCAGCUUGUUGAACUUCAGGUACAACUUCAGGCUGCUAAAUCUGCAACUACUGCCUCAGAAAAUCCUGAUUUUCAGCUAAAGCUUGAGGCUGCAAAAAAAGAGAAUUCUGCCCUCAAACUUGAGCUCCUUUCUCGACUGGAGGAGAUAGAAAUCAGGAUUAUGGAGAGAGACUUGAGCACGCAAGCUGCUGAAACAGCCAGCAAACAACAUUUAGAGAGCAUUAAGAAGGUGGCUAAACUUGAAGCUGAGUGCCGCAGGCUAAAAGCCAUGGCUCGUAAAGCUUUCCCUGGUAAUGAUCACAAGUCCCUUACUUCCUCUGUUUGUGUAGAAUCUUUUGCAGAUAGCCAGUCAGACUGUGGGGAAAGGCUACUGGCAGUUGAAGUUGAUAUGCGCAAAAUUAGUGGCUUGGAGCCUAACGAAUGUGAACCAAGCUGUUCUGACUCAUGGGUAUCCACUCUAAUCUCAGAACCUAAUCCAUUUAAGAACGAGAAAGUUGUCAGAAGAAACCUUAUGGUCCCUUCAGUAGAAAUCAAUCUCAUGGAUGAUUUUCUUGAAAUGGAAAGGCUUGUGGCAAUGCCGGAUACAGAAAGCGGAAUCUGUUGCCUUGAGACAGCGCCUGCUUUGGAUCAAGCUAAUGCUAGUGAAAUCCAUAUAAAAGCUGAACUUGAGGCCAUGAUUCACAGGACUGCGGAACUGGAGGAAAAGUUGGAGAAGCUAGAGGAGGAAAAAGAGGAAUUCAAGAUGGCUUUAACUGAAUCCCAAAAGCAGUUUGAGACAUCACAGAGUCAGCUAGAGGAAGCAGAGGUGAAAUUGGUAGAGCUGCAGACUCAGUUAGCUCUUCUAGACAAAUUAAAGCGGGCUGCAGAUCAAGAAGUAAAGGCCAGCCAAACAAAGCAGGAAACGGCGGAGUCACAAUUCAGAAUCAUUGAAGCUGAGGUCAAAACCUUGCUUUUUAAAGUUGGUUCAUUAGAGGAGGAGGUUGAGAAGGAGCAUGCUUUGUCUGUUGAAAAUGUGGCCAAGUAUCAGAAAUUGGAGGAUGAAUUUUUAAGAACGAAAAGAGAAGCUGAGAUCCACCGUGAAGCAGAGCUACAGCGACUGGCAAGCAAUAGCGAUGAAGUGAUGAUAAAACAGGAGGAGCUUGCAGUGGCAGCAAGUAAAUUUGCUGAGUGCCAGAAAACAAUUGCAUCGCUAGGCCAGCAGUUGAAGUCUCUUGCGACACUGGAAGACUUCCUGACUGACUCUGAGACGCCACUGGAACUCAUUGGUGAGGGAACUCAGGGUCUCAAAAAUAGUAGGGAACCACUGAAAUUGCAAUUUAGUGAAAGGGGUGAUGGUACAAGACUUUCAAAGGGUGGUACCGAAAGGGAGUCAUCAUUCUCACUGAACCCAACCAUUGCUUUCGAAAAGACCCAAAAUGGCUUUGGGAAGUUUUUCCCUAGAAGUAAGAGUGUGAGUCGGAAUGAAAAUCAGUGAGAAAGAUAUAGGAAAUUGUAAGAAAACUGACAGGCUUCAAUUUUUCAUUGUAAAGCUGCCUUUAUUUGUUCUUAUUACCAACACUUCAGCAAAAUGCUUGGGAAUCAACUGAUUUAUUCACUCAGAUGCUGCAUAUUGGGGAACAAAAUUUUUUGAGGGAGAUAUAAUAAUACAUAAGUUCGAUCGCUUUCGACUGCC